UUGACUUUGCAAAAGGUUAUAUUACGAAGAGUUAGUACAAAAAUUAUUUUAUACUAAGCGGUAUAAUGCUAAAGUUCUCUGCAAAUUUAAACUUCCUUUUUACUGAAACUGCAUCAACUAUAGCAGGGAGAAUCAAGUUAGCGGAUCAGCAUGGCUUUCAAGCAGUGGAAAUACCAUAUCCUGUUGGAGAACUUAUUGAUGUUGCACAAGCAAUCAAAGAAAGUGGAAUAUUAAUUAGCUUAAUAAAUAUUUCAAUUGACAACACAAACGAUGAGCUAAAAUAUGGUUCUACAAGCAUCCCUGGAGAAGAAAAAUUGUUUCAGAAACAGCUAAAUGAAACAAUAGAGUUUGCGAAGACGGUAAAUUGCAAGAAAAUUCAUUUGAUGGCAGGAGUGGUGAAUAAAAAAUUGGAAUGCGAACAUUAUGCGACCUAUGUGUCCAAUUUAAAAGAAGCUGCCGAUAUCUUACUGGCCAAUAAUAUGAUUGGCGUUAUUGAACCGAUAAAUAAAUAUGCCAUUCCAUCAUACUAUAUGGACUCUUUCGCCAAAGCUUCAACCAUAUUAAAAGAACUUAAAUCUAAUAACAUAAAACUUAUGGUUGAUCUAUACCAUCUGCAGCAUAUAUGUGGAAACUUUACUAAAACCCUAGAGGAAUAUAGGGAUGUAAUUGCUCAUUUUCAAAUUGCCCAGGUACCCAAUAGAGAUGAACCAGAUUCACCUGGCGAGCUAAAUUAUGAUUAUAUAUUUAAAAAAAUACAACUUUUUGGCUAUGAUGAUUGGAUUGGCUGUGAAUACAAACCUAAAAAAACAACUGUCGCCGGAUUAAAGUGGAUUUCCAAAUAUAUUAAAGAGCAAUAGAUUCAA
Molecule: messenger RNA, 863 nt
Organism: Drosophila arizonae
Lineage: Eukaryota; Metazoa; Arthropoda; Insecta; Diptera; Drosophilidae
Gene: Gip
Product: hydroxypyruvate isomerase-like protein Gip
Biological process (GO): glyoxylate metabolic process
Molecular function (GO): hydroxypyruvate isomerase activity
Source: RefSeq, a predicted model, not a curated record